AUGCUCUCUCUCUCUCUCUCUCUCUCUCUCUCUCUCUCUCUCUCUCUCUCUCUCUCUCUCUCUCUCUCUCUCUCUCUCUCUCUCUCUCUCUCUCUCUCUCUCUCUCUCUCUCUCUCUCUCUCUCUCUCUCUCUCUCUCUCUCUCUCUCUCUCUCUCUCUCUCAAGCGGUGUCUCUGUCUCUCGCAACAGUCGCUCUCUGCCUGCUCGGACACGGACACGCGCACUUGCGCUCGCACAGCGAUGGGGCGUAAGGCUGGUUCCGCCGCGGGGCCGGCCUCGGCAGCGGCUGCAGCUCUUGGUGCCAAAUUAGAUCCCAUCGCUUUUGGCUGGCUCGGGGCAGAGAACAUUACCGAGCCGAGCUGCGUGACCAACGCCCACAUGCAGCAGGUCUAUGGACUGGGGCCUUUUGUCGAGUUCAAAAAAACCAAGCGUUCGAACCCGGGCCCACGGGUGCCAUGGACCCGUGACAAGCUUGGUCUCAGCAGCUGGCUUAAAGGAUCACGACAAGCCGCUAAUCUCAAGGCUUUGGAGACUGAAGGUGUUCCCGUUCUUCGUGAUCCGGAUCAACCUACCGGACUGUACAACCUCGGCGCGACCUGCUAUGCCAAUUCACUGUUACAGAUUUGGUUUCACGACACUGGCUUCCGUCGCGCGCUGUUCGAAUGGAAACCUUCCUCGGCCGUUGGGGACGCCGAUGCUCAAAUUAUGCGUCAGCUGCAACUGACCUUUGCCUUCCUGAGCUCUUCCUUGCAGCGAGCAUACCGACCAGCACACCUCGUGCAAGCCCUCAAGUUGGAGCCACAUGUCCAACAAGAUUCACACGAGUUUCUCAAGCUUUUUGCUGCUCUCAUCGAGCGCAACUUUGAGCUUCAGCAUGGGGAUCUCAUCCGAUCCUUGCAAGCCAUGCUGACCGAGGAACACCUGACUGGCGAUAAUCAAUACCAUUGCAGCCAGUGUGAGGCAAAGCACGAUGCCGCACGCCAAGUGCUUCUGGACCAGCUUCCCGACGUUCUUCACUUGCAAUUGAUGCGCUUUGUCUAUGACUUGACCACCUUCCGCAAGAAGAAGGUCACCAAGGCGUUCCGCUUUCCAGCCGUGCUGGACAUGUCUGCUUUUGCCAAAACUACUCAAGGGGCCAAGAAGAGACGUUCGAGUGACCGCCUUUAUGAUCUCAGUGCGGUUCUUCUUCAUCGGGGCAGCUCAGCCACCUGCGGUCAUUACAUGGCUCAGAUCCGACAUCCCAAGACUGGCAAAUGGUUUCUUUUCAACGAUGAGGAGGUGACGGAGCAGGCUUGCGGCGAGAACGGGUGCCCUUUGUUUGUUGACCCCCCAAUGAAAGCGCCCACUGAUGCAGCCAAGCGUAAGGCUAGUCAGCUUGCUAGCCAGGGCAACCUCUCCUCUACCAUGGCCUACAUCGCCAAAACUGUGCGUGCAGGUCUCUCCUCGCUUUGUGCUUUGAGCUUGCUCGCGAAGGACCUAGGCUACGGUGACUUCCUCACGCAUGGUCCGAAGGACGAAUCGGGCACAGAGGUUGAAUGGGUCCCACGUGAUUGGAUAUCCAGCUUAAGUAAACUGGAAAUCAAUUACCCACACCCCACUGAUCCUGCCAUCCUUGAGGCUCAACGAGCAAUGGCUGCCUCCAAUCGGGCUCAUGAGGGAGCAGAGGCCCACAUCGACGAUGAAGGGCAAGGCGCGGUGAACGAGACACGUGUUUGCGCAAAAGAUGGCACUGCGCGAGCUAACCUUGACGGGGACGUUUUGAUCCUUGAUGGCGAUGGCCAAGCAGUUACCCUGCAUGCUUCGGCGCCGCCUUCUAAGGCGGCGCCAGGAAUAUCUCAGAAUGGAGAGGAUCAAGGUGAUGAGGUGCUUCUGGUCGAAGAUGUGCCUGCUGGAACAAGUAAUGGUAAUUCCUCAAACCAACUGCCGAAAGGCCGUUUUGAAGUACCUGGAAACGCGGCCAUCUUCAUAGAACCGCCUGCUCUAGACUGCACUCCACUUGUUUGUGUACAUGGCAGACUCAAUCCAGAUCAGAUCGACCGGGCACGAAUUGUUACACCAAAGGCCGUGGAUAUGGCCGUGGCACUCGGCUGCCCUGUUGUGCACCGGCUGCCUGCUCCCUCUGAGGCACUGUACUGCCGUGACUGCGUGGCCAACGUGGUUGCCACGGAAAAGUUGCGCUCCGAUUUACUGACGGACCAACUUGCAGUGGCCGCCUACUUGAAAGAGCACUUUCGGCCCAGCUCGCUUGAGCGUCGUGCCCAGGAGAUUAUGCAGCUAGAUGACGAGGAGCCGAUCAUUUUGGCACUGAGCGCCCUGAAGGGUUUUCAACGACUCACCUCCUCCUCAAAGCCAGAGCAGAGCUUCAAUGAAGCUGCUCUCUGUCGCCACGGCAAUCUGACUACUGCUAUCAAUCAACUUUGCGUUGUACCCAAACCAUUGUUUGAACGAAUGGCCUCCUAUUAUCCCACUUGUGAAGAGAUUUCUCCGAGUGCCGAGCGCUGUCGUAUCUGUUUGAAAGAGGCCUUGCUCUGCGAGCACCAACUCUUUCCUGUGGACCCUGUGUUUGAUCUCAACGAAGCGGGAACCGGCUUGAGCCUCGGACGCUAUCAGCGCGAUGAAGCGGAGGAGCCGUUGAGGUAUGCAACAACCGCAAAAAUGCUGUCGCUGCUCUCGGCUCCACGCGUUUUUGGGCAAUUCCUGUAG
Molecule: messenger RNA, 2703 nt
Organism: Monosiga brevicollis MX1
Lineage: Eukaryota; Choanoflagellata; Craspedida; Salpingoecidae
Exons: 25
Coding region: 1-2703 (900 amino acids)
Biological process (GO): protein deubiquitination
Cellular component (GO): cytosol; nucleus
Molecular function (GO): cysteine-type deubiquitinase activity; cysteine-type endopeptidase activity
Source: RefSeq, a predicted model, not a curated record